This is a messenger RNA of Funneliformis mosseae, 3993 nucleotides long. NCBI's taxonomy places the organism in Eukaryota, Fungi, Glomeromycota, Glomeromycetes, Glomerales, Glomeraceae. The record is from the annotation of a GenBank genome assembly.
AAAAAUAAACAUAUCUCAAAGGAUAAGAUAACACAUUCGCAUGCCAUUGAGUUGCAAGAAACAAGCAUAGCACAUUCACGUUCUACAACUAAAAUUGAUGAUGAAAAUGAUGAAAAUGAUCCAACGGAAAUUAAACCCAACAGCCGUAAAUUGACUAUUUUGGAUAAUUUUGGAAAUUUUUUAAAUCAAAAAAAAAACUCAGAUGGUGAUGAAAUAUCGUCAACGCCUCAGGCUGAUGAUACUCAGUCACGUAGAAUUUCACAUCAAUCACUUAAAAACAAUAAAAGGAGUGAACAACGAAGCAGAAAUGUUAAUGUUGAUGCAUUAAGAAAGCCAAGGUCUAUACAAAGUUUAGAUUCAGUCUCUAAAUCUAAGGAAAGACGUCAUUAUAGCCAACAUAAAUAUAGACCUGUACAAAUACCAAAGUCUCCUUAUUCAACGAUACGUCCUCAAAGACAUACACUCUCUCCCGCAUUUAUUCUCAAGGAAAAGAAAAAUAUAUUAAAGUCCGUGUCGAUAAAUAAUUAUAAUCAUAAUUUACCAGAUUAUAAUGCAACAAAGGAGAAUAUUUCAAUGUUGGUUCCACAUAGUAUCUCUGCGAUUGAAUAUGGAAAGGUUAAUCAUUCUCUUCCAGAUUUAGCUAUACGUGAUCGUCAUCAUCAAUUUAACGAAACAUUUUAUAAGAAUAAUAUGACCGUGCCGGAUUUUACACGAGUUAGUUCUAUCACAGAAAAUGGCAAGGAAAAUGUACAAGAGACUAGCACUAUGGAUAUUUCAGUUGAAAAUAUAAUCGAACCAGUUGAUCCCACUGCACCUUCAUCUUCCACAAGAAUUACUAGAUUAACCAUCAAUCCAUUUGAUGAAUUUGAAAAGAAUGAACACUUCUUACCCACAACUCCUUGGAUAAAAUUACCACAUCUCGAUGAGUAUAUUGAAUCAUUGCCAAAGACUGAAUUCUCAAAUCCAAAAGAAAUCAUGACUUCCGAAGAAUAUGGUAAAUUCUUAGCGCAAGGAAAUAACCAAAAAUUUGCUGAAUAUUUAUUCCCUAUCAUUAGCCAGUCCACAAAUGAUCAGAGCGAUACGGAAUCUAUAAGCCAAGGGAAAGGAAAUGAUGAUAACAACAAUGGACCUACCGAAAGAGGAAUUGUCAGAUCUUCGCCUUCUCCUUCUUCAGAAAAAUGCCAAGAAGCAGUUUCAAUAGUAUACGAACAAAGAUUUUCGAAAUUGGAGAUAAUGAGAGAUUUCAUACAAUUCAUGUCAUUAGCCUUAUCAUUUGUUACGCAAGGAAUGUUUAGUCGCAAUUGGAUUUAUAUAAUGUUAUCCUCAGUUCCUGAUUUUUUAAGUCUCAAAAUGGAAAAAGUAUUUGGAUUUGGAGCUAUUUUCUUUUUGUUAUUUUUCGUCAUUGGAUUUUGUAACUUAUAUUUGUUCAGAAAGAUUGCUAAAUGGAAGAAAGCUACUGAUGUUGAGGAUAUUGGAUCAUCUCGUACAUCGUCAUGUUUACUUAAAAAUCACAUAACCAUGUUUGUUCUUACCACAAUAUACGUCCCAAUAACGAAAUUAUCAUUGGAUGCAGUGGUCUGGGCUGCACCAUUCUGGCCAGUGGCAAAUCCUUACCUGCCAAAUGUAGAUAAUCCGGAUUUUGAUUUAAUGUUUGAAGGAAAUGAGGCGUUACGUUAUCCAAAAGAUUUUUGUUAUGUUACAAGUAUGAGCAAGGAUGGAUUGAACUUUUCGCCUUUUAUCAUUGCCUUGGCAUUAUUAAAUUUGGGUGCGAUCAGUUUUUGGUUCCCAAUUACGUUAAAGAAAAUCGUGGAUAGACAGAUGGGAAGAUUUGGUUUUACAUCAAGCAAAGGAACGAAAGGAAAAGAAGCCAUUGAAGAUGAAGAUAAUUAUCCCCACAAAUUUUUAUUUAAUGGAUAUAAUGAUAAUUGGGGAACUUAUAAAUCAUUUAUGAUGGCGAUGAAAUUCUCUCUUAUUUUCUUGGUGGUUGUCGUUUCCAAAGAUAACUGUCUAUUUAGAUCCUCAACAACGCGACUUCAAAUUUCCACCAUCGCUCAAGUAAUACAAAUCUUAUUCUUCGUGUUACUAUUCAUUUCACAUUGGAAGGGUGAACCAUUCCUCUAUUCAAAUUUUAAUACCGCAGAAUAUUGGGCUAGAUUUGCGUAUCUGAUGACAAGCGUUAUCGGUCUUCUCAUGAUAUUGAACAUAGGACCUGUAGAUGGAUUAGGCAUUGGAUUAAUUAUAAUUAAUGUUACAAUUGUGACAAUCAUUACUUGUUAUUUAAUGAAAAGGAUUAAUGAUUUUAGUUUGAGAUAUAUGGGAGGUGGUGGUGCAUAUGGUGUAAGUAGAAGUAUAGGAGGAAAUAGAGGAAGCCUUGGAAAAAAGAAAUUAGAAUUUUCAUUGAAUAUUUCUUCACCGGAUUUAGAUUUUGAUAGGUUGAUAAAAGAAAGGAUUUGGCAAGAUACUUGGACAAAAUUACUUUUAACUAAUGAGAAAUUCAAACCUCCGGCACUUUCUGCAGGAAAAUCAUUAUUAUUUAGUGAAGCGAGUUAUCGAGCACCAUAUUUAUUAAAUUUCUUUGGAAGCGUAGGAGAGAGGCAUAUUGAAAACUGUAAAAUAGUGUCGACAAUAGGUUUACAAAGUUAUGUCAAAGCCUUAGCACCUUUACCGUCGUCCAUGGUCAACCUAAAAUCAAAAAUUUUGAAUAAUUAUAUUGGAGUUGAUAUGUACUAUGCUGAGGAGUUUUUAGAUGUUAGUAAGAAGACAGGUUUUGGAAAAGCCUAUGUUGUACCUUUCCCAUUUUGUGUCGUAAUGUGUUAUGAUGAAGAUGACAAUAUUCUAGUAUUGAAGCAAGAAUGGGAACUUCAGAGAUACUUACAACAGAAUGAGAGCAAAGAAAUCCAACGAAGAAGGUUAGUUAGACAAAUGCUUAGAGCUUUGGAAGGAAAGAAUAUCAUUGGACCUUGUUAUGAAAACGUAGAUUAUUUGAAAGAAAAGGUUCAUUAUCAUCGAGGUAUUCUGUCAAUUCAAAGAAAGCAUGGAUCUCUUUGGAACGGUCAUGAUUUAAAUCCAGGAUUCAAAGUUACAAUUACAUAUUCAGAACCUGGACCCAAAGAAAGUAAAUGCCCUCAUAUAGUUACACAAGAAGUGAUUGGUAUAACCGAGGACUUUCAAAUGACAAAUCAACUUGAAAAAUUAUUCGGAGAUAAUUACAAAUUAGUUGAAAUGGGACUUGAUCAGAUUCAGACAACAAUGAAUGACUACCGACAAUAUUAUCGAGAUGAAUCCAGAUCAAAGGAAGAAUCAUUAACAUAUGGAUUCCAUAUUAAUAUAUUUAAUAAUCCUUCAAUACCUUUGGAAGCACUUCCGUCAGUGUUACUCACCACAGAAGAAAAUCAGCAUGUUCAAUCAAUACCUGAACACGAAUAUCCAACAAUAAUUUAUUUAUAUGAACGUAUGAGAAUAGUUCAUACAUCUCGAGUGCAUCAGUGGUGGUAUUUAUUCUGGGAAGAUUUAUGGAACAAGAACGGAGAACUAAUUCCAUCUUUACAGAAAUACGAACAAGAUUUUUCACCAUUAUAUCGAACGAGUAUAUGUUACCAACCAAUGAAACGAUUGGAUUUAGAAGAAUUCUUGGAGAAAAGAGGGUUAUGGAUAGGGAAUGGAAAACUCGGACUAUUUCAUUCAGGCUUAUUAAAUAGAAUUUAUUUAUAUUUAAAUAAGGUUGUUUAUGAGACAAAAGAUAAAGAUGGAACACGUAAAAAAUGGCGUAUUUCAAAAGAAAAGAAAAUACAAGAUGAUGAUGAUUCAUCAAAAGGAAGAGGUCAAAGAAAGACUAUUAUUGGUAAAGUUGGUAGCGUUUUUAUGGGAAUAAAUAGAAAUUCGCAAAAUACCAAAAGACCUUAUUACGUCAUGAAAGAAGAGGAAAAUGAUUCCGAUCUGGAGGAUAUUGAAAUUGAUAUUGAUGAUAACAUUAGUGACAGUGCAACGUUAUAA